UGCAACCGGCUUUGUCAAAAUGUCUUCGCCUGCUCCUGCACCUAAAUCGCCCGAAUUAUCAGAUAAAAGCAAAAAAUAUGAUAGGCAAAUUAGGCUAUGGGGCGAGCAUGGGCAAACGUUACUUGAGGCGGCAACAAUUUGCUUGGUAAAUGUGACAGCUGUUGGCUGCGAAACAGCAAAAGGACUUGUUUUGCCUGGCAUUGGUGGCUUUACCGUAACCGAUGGAAGCUCGGUUAAAGAGGAGGACUUGGGCAAUAAUUUUUUUUUAGAUGCCAGCUAUCUUGGAAAGUCAAAGGCUUUGGCAUGUAUGCAGCUGCUGCAGGAGCUGAACCCAGAUGUUAAUGGCGACUAUGUAGACGAAAGUGUCGACUAUAUACUGUCAAAUCGACCAAAUUUCUUUGAAAGCUUCGAUUUGGUCAUUGCUUCAAAUCUAAACGAGCGUUCAUUGCUACAGCUAGCCAAUCGUCUGUGGGAAUCCAAUGUGCCGCUUGUCUACUGUCGUUCGUUGGGCAUGCUGGGCAGCAUACGCCUGCAACUAAAAGAGCAUUGCAUUGUGGAAGCGCAUCCCGAUAAUAGGCAGUUCGACUUAAGGUUGGAACACCCAUUUGAUGCCUUACGUGAGCAUCUAGAAAGCACUGAGGUUACAAGUAAAGUGCCCUGGCUGUUGGUGCUCUACAAAUAUUUAAAACUCUGGCAGAAAGAGCAAGGAGAUGGAAAACAAGCACCCAGCACUUAUAAAGAGAAGACAACGCUACGCGAACUAAUCAGAGCUGCAAUGCAGACCGACGAGGAAAACUAUGAGGAGGCAAUCAAGGCUGUGAAUACUGCAUUUGGUGCUGGCAUGGUGCCAAAAGCGCUUAAAGCUAUAUUCGAGGACGAUGCUUGCGAGCAGUUGCAUAAAAAGAGCGACGCCUUUUGGAUCAUGACCAAGGCAUUGAAGCACUUUGUAGUGGAGGAGAACAAAGGGUAUUUGCCACUGCCAGGUGUGCUGCCCGACAUGACGGCCAAUACAGAUGCUUAUAUAACACUGCAGCAGAUCUAUCGCCAACAGGCGCUGCAAGAUGCCGACCAGGUAUAUCACAAAUGUCAGGAAUAUCUCAAGCAGAUGUCGCUGCCAGCGGACAGCAUAGACGAACGUACAGUGCGUCUAUUUUGCCGUGAGUCUGCAGGUUUGGCUGUUUUGCGUGGAACACGCAUCGCUGACGAGUACGAGAAGAGCUGCCGCUUGCAGCCAUUAGUGGAGGACAAUGAGCUGCAGGAUCCUUUGACUGCUUACAAUUUUGCGCUGCGCGCCUACGAGCGUUUCCUUAGUGAAUGCGGCAGCAUACCCGGCGAAUGCGCCGUCGAGCAGGAUAUUGGACGGCUGAAGAGCAUUGCCAGCAAGAUGCUAACUGAUUUGGGCUUGCAAGCCAGCAUCAGUGACGAUGUGCUGCAUGAGAUAUGUCGCUAUGGCGGUGCAGAGCUGCAUGCAGUGUCUGCUUUUAUUGGCGGCUGCGCUGCUCAGGAGGUUAUCAAGAUCAUUACCACACAAUACAAGCCCAUUGAUAAUACAUUUAUCUAUAAUGCUAUAAGUACUGAAAGUGUUACGUUGAAGUUGUAAAGCAUUAAAGUGCUAAUAAAAAUUGU
This is a messenger RNA of Drosophila busckii, 1626 nucleotides long. It is a transcript of the gene APP-BP1, whose product is annotated as nedd8-activating enzyme E1 regulatory subunit. The record is from RefSeq and is a predicted model, not a curated record. The transcript is spliced from 5 exons. NCBI's taxonomy places the organism in Eukaryota, Metazoa, Arthropoda, Insecta, Diptera, Drosophilidae. Gene Ontology annotation, cellular component: cytoplasm; nucleus. Gene Ontology annotation, biological process: DNA damage response; protein ubiquitination; protein neddylation. Gene Ontology annotation, molecular function: NEDD8 activating enzyme activity; ubiquitin activating enzyme activity. Bases 20 to 1600 code for a protein of 526 amino acids.